CCCCCAAAUUCGCACACCUCCACAGCCCCUUAAAUGUUGCUGCAUCUCUGUUGUGAGCUUCAGACCCUCAGCGACAACCCAUCAGGCAGAGGAGACUUCAUGCAGGUGAACACCAUCAUGUUCCCUGUGAAGUUUUCCCUCUUCCUUCUGCUGAUCUUUCCUAUGUGCACAUUCGAGAUGUGCACAGACGGGACGCCCAAAGAGUGCCAAGAAGCAGAAUUUGCUCCGGGUUCCAAUUUAGCCGGAGAAGGCUUCGACAUCACUAGUAUGGAGCGCAAGGGGGCCUUUGUCCUCGACAUGAAUCAAUGGAAGCGUGAGAAUAAAGCUUGCACCCUGUGCACCAACCCUUACAUGGACAACAGAAGGCAGAAGUUGCCUCUGUCUGUGGUGGAUUGGAGAGCGACGCAUUCCUGCAGCAGCAAAGUCUCCAGUCAAAUUUUCAAAUCCAGCGAGUCUCUGGUCGAGUCCACCACCUCUUCUGUUGAAAACAACUGGAAGGUGGGUCUCAGUUUUGGUGCAAUCUCAAAUCUGAUGCUGGCUGGAAGCCAUUCCAAAGUCGCUGGCUACUCAAUGCAAAAAACCAAAUCUGACAAAUUCAGCUUUACAACCCAAGGUCUGUCUUGUGAGUACUACAGUUACCGUGUAUCCAAAGCCCCAACUUUGCAAAAAGAUUUUCUGGACUCAGUGAAACAACUUCCUAAAGUCUACAACCCACAAAGCAAGGACAACUAUUACCAUCUGAUUGACACCUUUGGCACCCAUUACAUCACCAAGGUGAAAAUGGGCGGGAAGGUUCAGGCUGUCACCAGCAUCCGUGAGUGUUUGGCCCACCUGGAAGGAAUUGAAGUGAACGAGGCGGAGAUGUGCCUCAGGGUUGAAGCGUCCGCAACUAUGAGCAUAAAUACAAAUUCAAUUGAGGUGCAGAACUGCCAAGCCAAAAAAGACAAGUCAGGGAGAAAAAUUGCUUUCUCCAGCUACUUUAAUGACAGGUUCACAGAAGUAAGGGGUGGUCAGACAACAGAACCAGACCUCAUUUUCUCCGCCAAAAAAGAUCCAUCAGCCUAUAAGGCUUGGCUGAACUCUGUGCCACAGAACCCCGACAUCAUUUCUUACUCUCUGGACUCUGUUCAUGAGUUAUUUCCAAAGAGUGACUGUAUGAGGGAAAACCUGCGCUCUGCAAUCACCCAUUACAUCCUGGAGAAAGGCCUGUUGAAGAAUUGCACUGAUCCCUGUAAGGCAGGUAUCAAGAGCAAUCCAAGAGAGCCCUGUGUCUGCCAGUGCCAUAAUAACCCUGCUGUGACCCCGGACUGCUGCCCAGCUGAGAAGAGUAAGGCUCGUGUUAUCAUUACAGUGGUGCGGGCCUCAGGUCUUUGGGGAGAUUACUUUACUGCCACAGAUGCCUAUGUGAAAGUGUUUAUUGGUAAACUGGUGGGUCGUACUCCUGUUAUCGCCAACAAUAACAACCCACAGUGGAACAUGGCUAUUGACCUGGGAACCCAGGUCCUGUCAGAAGGACAAAAGCUGAAGUUUGAAGUUUGGGAUGAGGACAACAAAUGGGAUGAUGACCUGCUUGGAACAUGUGAGCGAGCUCUGACAUCAGGCAACAAGAGGGGUGUUUGUGCCCUUAAUCAUGGUGAGUUAUUCUUUAACUGGAAAGUAGAAUGUACUCCAAAUCUGAGUGGCAGUUACUGCCAGAAUUAUCAAAGCAGCCCAAUGGAUAAGAACCUGAAGGAGCUGUACAGGUCCAGGCACUCCCUCCCUGUUCCCAAAGACAUCCUCCAACAGAUGGGUGUGUUUGUGAACGAAUCCACUUCAAGAAGAAACGAGAAUCUGAUGAAAAUCUAUGACGCCAACAAGAAGCACUCUAACUUUACCAAAGAGUAUUUCCUUUAAACUGGAUCCAUCUACUGACCAUUUAACAUCAGGAAACGUUCUUAACACAUGUCAGGUUUGAUGGUCAAGUAUUGCGCAUGUUUUCUGCAGCUAAGAAUUACACAUUUAUUUGAGCUUGAGGAUAAUUACAUAUCUCGCAUUAGCAUUUCUAAUUGGAUUGAAAAUGGAAAGAUGUCAAUUACUUGAAUGUCUUUCAUUUUUUAAAUUUGUGCUAUUGUCUUGCUCUUUCUGUAACGCUCACUGCUUAUCCCUUUGCUUAUCAGCAAAUCUCCUCAGAGGGGUUCACACCUGGAAGGAUUUUGACAGUUCUGUCAUUGAUGGUAUUUACUGUCAUCAGUUUUUCCUGUUAAAAAACUGAAAACAAUAAAGAAUGUGACUAUCUUU
Messenger RNA from Oryzias latipes (Japanese medaka), 2277 nucleotides. Its product is annotated as perforin-1. The record is from RefSeq and is a predicted model, not a curated record. Gene Ontology annotation, molecular function: wide pore channel activity; pore-forming activity; calcium ion binding. Gene Ontology annotation, biological process: defense response to virus; T cell mediated cytotoxicity; immunological synapse formation. Gene Ontology annotation, cellular component: membrane. Lineage: Eukaryota; Metazoa; Chordata; Actinopteri; Beloniformes; Adrianichthyidae.